This is a messenger RNA of Rhodamnia argentea, 3167 nucleotides long. RefSeq names its product FT-interacting protein 3. The coding region runs from base 127 to 3063 and encodes 978 amino acids. The record is from RefSeq and is a predicted model, not a curated record. NCBI's taxonomy places the organism in Eukaryota, Viridiplantae, Streptophyta, Magnoliopsida, Myrtales, Myrtaceae. The transcript has a single exon.
CUCAUUACUCUCGCAACAGUCAAAACACAAGACCCUCUGAAAAUCUCUCUCUCUCUCUCUCUCUCUCUCCACUCAAACUAGAACAGUUUAGGCCAAAGCCAAAUCCCGUACAGUCUCCGUUCGGAAAUGGCCGAAUCGUGCGCUCGGAAGCUCGUCGUGGAGGUCUGCCACGCCAAGAACUUGAUGCCCAAGGACGGCCAGGGCACGGCGAGCGCGUACGCCAUGGUCGACUUCGACGGCCAGCGGCGGCGGACGAAGACCAAGUUCCGGGACCUGAAUCCGCAGUGGGACGAGAGGAUGGAGUUCCCGGUCGACGAUGCGGAGUCCAUGCCCUCGGAGAUGCUGGAGAUCAAUCUUUACAACGACAAGAAGACCGGCAAGCGCAGCACCUUCCUCGGCAAAGUGAAGAUCGCCGGGAGCGCCUUCGUCAAGUCGGGGUCGGAGGCGCUCGUCUACUACCCGCUGGAGAAAAGGAGCGUCUUCUCGCAGAUCAAAGGCGAGCUCGGGCUCAAGGUCUUCUACAUCGACGAGGAUCCCCCAGCGGCCGCGGAGGCGGAUCCACCUGCGGAGAAGGAAGGCAAUGGCGAAGUGGAGAAGAAGGAAGAGGAUAAGCCUAAAGAGGCAGAGAAAAAGGAAGACGAGAAGCCGGCAGAGACGCCGCCGGAGAACACGAAGGCAGACGAAGCUCCGGCGACAGCUCCGCCGGCGGCCGCAGUGGAGAAUCCGCCGAUUGCGCACUCGGAGAAGCUAAAGCAUUUGAAGGAGAGGCCGGAGAACGGGAAAGCGGCUGUAAACGACCUCGAGCUUCGGUCUCUGUCGGGCGAUCGGAGCCGCCGGAGCGCGUACGAUCUGGUAGAUAGCAUGCCCUUCCUCUACGUGCGCGUGGUGAAAUCCAAGCGCGGAGACGCCGAUUCGAAAUCGCCUGUGUAUGCCAAUCUCGUGAUCGGCACUCACGCUGUGAAAACGAAGAGCCAGAGCGACAACAAGGAAUGGGAUCAAGUCUUUGCAUUCGACAAAGAAGGAUUAAACUCGACGCAUUUGGAGGUCUCUGUGUGGAUCGAAGAGAAGAAGGAAGGUGAUCAGACGGUCGAGACUUGCUUGGGAACGGUCUCGUUCGAUCUGCAGGAAGUGCCGAAGCGAGUGCCGCCGGACAGCCCGCUGGCUCCGCAGUGGUACACUCUUGAGUCAGAGAAGUCGCCGCCGCCGGUAAAUGACGUCAUGCUCGCCGCGUGGUUUGGGACCCAGGCGGACGAGGCUUUCCAGGAGGCCUGGCAGUCGGAUUCGGGCGGGCUGAUUCCCGAGACCCGAGCCAAGGUGUACCUGGCUCCCAAGCUGUGGUACCUGAGGCUAACGGUUAUCCAGACCCAGGACCUGCAGUUAGGUUUGGGGCCCGAGCCUAAGGUUAAGACUCCGGAGCUCUACGUGAAAGGUCAACUCGGCGCGCAGAUCUUCAAGACGAGCCGGACCUCGGCUGGCUCGUUGUCGUCUGGCUCGUCUAACCCGACGUGGAACGAGGAUCUCGUCUUCGUCGCUGCCGAGCCAUUCGAGCCGUUUCUGGUGAUCACGGUGGAGGACGCGACGAACGGGCUGUCUGUGGGCCAGGCCAAAGUACACGUGCCGAGCGUCGAGAGGUGGACAGACGAUUCCACGGAGGCAAGGUCGAAGUGGUUCAACUUAGCCGGGGAUGAGAGCAAGCCGUACACAGGGAGGAUCCACGUGAGAGCGUGCCUGGAAGGUGGAUAUCACGUGCUCGACGAGGCGGCUCACGUGACCAGCGAUGUCCGAGCCUCGGCUAAGCAGCUGGCGAGAGCUCCGAUUGGUCUGCUCGAGGUGGGCAUCCGAGGAGCGACCAACUUGUUGCCGGUGAAGACCAAAGACGGAACUCGCGGGACAACGGAUGCUUAUGUGGUGGCCAAGUAUGGGCCCAAGUGGGUUCGGACGCGAACCAUCCUCGACCGGUUUAACCCGCGAUGGAAUGAGCAAUACACCUGGGACGUGUACGAUCCGUGCACGGUGCUCACAAUUGGCGUCUUCGACAACGGGAGGUACAAGCGUGACGAUGCGGGUAAACCCGGAAAAGAUUUGAGAAUCGGCAAAAUACGCGUCCGGCUAUCGACGCUCGACACAAACCGCGUCUACAUGAACUCAUACUCGCUGUCCAUGCUGCUACCUGGUGGAGCCAGGAAGAUGGGAGAGAUCGAGAUCGCUGUACGAUUUUCAUGCUCUUCAUGGCUCAGCUUGAUCCAGGCCUACACGACGCCGAUGCUCCCUAGGAUGCACCACGUGCGCCCGCUAGGCCCGGCACAGCAAGACAUGCUCAGGCACACGGCAAUGCGGGUUGUGACAGCCCGGCUGGCCCGGUCCGAGCCACCGCUCGGGCAGGAGGUGGUCCAGUACGUGCUGGACUCGGAUACACACGUGUGGAGCAUGAGGCGGAGCAAGGCCAACUGGUUCCGGGUGGUGGGCUGCCUGUCCUGCGUGGCAAUGUUCGGCCGGUGGCUCGAUGGGAUCCGGACGUGGGCCCACCCGCCCACCACCGUGCUCAUGCACGUGCUGCUCGUGGCCGUCGUGCUGUGCCCGCACCUGGUGAUCCCCACCGUGUUCAUGUACGCCUUCCUGAUCCUGAUCCUGAGGUUCCGGUACCGCCACCGGGCCGCCCCAAACAGCAUGGACCCAAGGCUGUCCUACGCGGAAGUGGUAGGCCCCGACGAGCUCGACGAGGAGUUCGACGGGUUCCCGACGACGCGGCCUUCCGAAGUGGUCCGCAUCCGGUACGACCGGCUGCGGGCCCUAGCGGGGCGGGCCCAGACCCUCCUCGGGGACGUGGCUGCCCAGGGGGAGCGCCUGGACGCGCUCUUCAGCUGGCGGGACCCUCGCGCGACGGGGCUGUUCGUGGCGUUCUGCCUGGUGGCGUCGCUGGGGUUCUACGUGGUGCCAUUCAAGGUCUUCCUCCUGGGGUCGGGGUUCUACUACCUGCGGCACCCCAGGUUCCGGGACGACAUGCCGUCCGUCCCGGUCAACUUCUUCCGGCGGCUUCCGUCGCUCUCCGAUCAGAUGCUCUAGUCAAACGAACCACCGGAACACGUGUUAGCUUGGGGGAUUAAUUUCUUGAAAUUACUAAUUAUUUUUUUAUACUCUUUUCGCUUUUUACGGGGUUCGAUGAAAAA